This is a messenger RNA of Parasteatoda tepidariorum (common house spider), 3589 nucleotides long. It is a transcript of the gene aft, whose product is annotated as cap methyltransferase 2. Gene Ontology annotation, biological process: methylation; 7-methylguanosine mRNA capping. NCBI's taxonomy places the organism in Eukaryota, Metazoa, Arthropoda, Arachnida, Araneae, Theridiidae. Gene Ontology annotation, molecular function: methyltransferase cap1 activity. Gene Ontology annotation, cellular component: nucleus; cytoplasm. The record is from RefSeq and is a predicted model, not a curated record.
AGAAAUAUUUUUAUUUCUUUCUACAACACUUCAAUGUGUCACUCAAAAUAAAAUGUUAAUCUUCAUGUUGUUUAAUUUCUCCUUUGAAAAAUGUUUGAUUUGACCGAAGUAUCGAUUAACUCUUCCUUUGAUCAGAAAUUCACAUUCGAAAAGAAAAAAGAAUGGAUUCUACCUUCUCAUUGUUCAAUAUACCAUGAAGAUGUUUGGGUUAUAAAUUCUAUAACUGAAUUGAAAAUUAAACUGAACCAUAUUAAAUCACAAUUGAACGACAAAGGUGAACUCUGGCUUCAACACACCUGUAAAAUUAAUAAAGCUGGCUAUGUCAUAGAUUAUAUAAAAUCUAAAAUUCAACCAGAAAUAUUAACUCAAGCUUGGUGCAAAUUUUACGAAAUACUUUCUACCUUUUCACUUUUACCUGAAGGUGUUGAAAGUUUCGCAUCAGCACAUCUUUGUGAAGCACCUGGUGCCUUUAUCAGUGCAAUAAAUUAUUUUUUACAUUUACAUCAUCCAGAUGUAUCAUGGGAAUGGUCAGCAAAUACAUUAAACCCAUAUUAUGAAGGCCACAAUAUAAGAAAUGUUAUUGUGGAUGAUCGUUUAAUAUUUCCCACACUAAAAAAUUGGUAUUUUGGAGAAAGUGAUACUGGUGAUAUCAAUGAUCCUGAUUACUUGAAAAAUUUGCUACUGUAUUUAGGAAGCAAAAAUAAUUCUAUAUCUUUGAUAACAGCUGAUGGAAGUAUUAACUGUCUACAUGAUCCUUCUGAACAAGAGUUAAUCACCAGUGAACUGCAUUUUAAAGAAACCCUAAUAGCUCUUUUGAGUCUGGCUACAAAAGGAACAUUUGUUUUAAAACAAUUCACGUUUUUUGAAUGUUUGACCAUUUCUAGAAUGUACCUUCUUAAUUGUGUGUUUGAAGAGGUACAUGCUUUCAAACCUUUUUCCAGUAAGGCUGGAAAUUCUGAAGUGUACAUUGUAUGUCUGGGUUAUUUAGGAGUUGAAACUUUCAAAGAUCAUCUAUUUAAGGUUUUUGCAGAAUAUGGAUCAAUAGGAGAAAAGGCUUUGUAUAGUUUAUCAAGUAUUCCGCAAUCUUUUAUAGAACAGAUAUCUGCUUGCUCUGAAUACUUCUUAGCUCUUCAAAAACAAGCAAUAGAAGAGAACCUCCAAUUAUAUUCUAUGGAUACUUCAUUGUAUGAAGAGAAGUUAGAAAAUGUAAAACAUGCAUAUGCUUCGCAUUAUUUAAGAAAAUGCGAAAUUGUGGGUGAUGAUACUUAUCCUUCUGCUCAUUUAUUUUCAGUUAAAAAACAAAUCAAAACGAGUUUUCAUGAUAAGCAAAACAAAAACUGCAAAUUAAUGUUUUAUCAAGCAAUUGGAGAAACAUUUGACAAUUUAAGCAAAUUAAAGAUAAUGAGUUGGAAAGAAAAUGUUCUGGAUGUUGACAGAAGAUUGAAUUUAUGUUUUUCUACAAAUCGUAAGCGUGCGAAUCAAAAUCUAGAGUUGAUUCCUUUAUGGAAGGUUGUUAUAAAUCGGAUGAAAAGUAAAAGUUAUCAGAACUGGCUUUUAACUGGAAAGAAAAUUAUUGCUAUAGAGAACUCAAAAUUUUGUAAUCCAUAUCUGAUUCAUCUUUGGAAUAGAAUUUCUUUUAAUUCUGAAGUAAAAGAGAAAAGUUACCGUGCUGUAAAGCAUUGUCCUUUUGACAUUGAAAAUGUCAUGUGUCUCCUAAAAGAAAAGAGUGAAGAUAUUUGUAUUACAUUUGUAUCAAAUUCAGAAAAUGAUUUUAUUGACGAUCCCUUAUGGUCUCAUCUGAAGGAAAACUUCAAUAGAUUUUCUAGCUUUUCAUAUUCUGAAAUAGAGACGCAAAGUUAUGGAAACCAAAUUUUAUAUGUGAAUUCAACACUCUGGCUCGAUUCUCUGCAUCAAGAAAUAACCUUAAAAAACCAUCUCACAGUUGUUAUGAGCCAUAUUAUAAAGAAAUUGAAAAUAGGAGACCAUCUCAUUAUUUGUGUGCAAAGUCUGCUUAUGAGAUAUACAGUUGGAUUAAUAUUCCUCAUAAUGUCCUUGUUUGAUAAGUUUGUUUGCCUUCUUCCAACUCCUGGUGCUCCAGCAGCAUGUGGACAGUUAUGGAUAUUUAAGAAUUUUCAAAACCCUGCAUGGACUGAACGGCUCGUCAUUUACCUAGAAACGAUCUUAAAAAUUGAUUUAAUCGAGUCAAAAGAAGUCCUUCAAAUAGUUCCUAUAUCAUCACUAUGUGGUAGUUUAUUUUAUGAAUUCAUCCUGGAGCUAAAUAAUGAACACAUGCAACAAAGGUUAAGAAGCUUAACUAUAUGUGAGAAAAAUGAAAUUAAACUUUUGUGAAGGAAGAAUUGGAACGAUACAGAGAAGAUUAGCAUGGCCCCUGCGAAAGGAUGACACGCAAAAUCGUGAAGCGUUCCACAUUUUCGUGGCUGGGUGGCGCAGUUGGUUUGUCAUCGGUCUCCUGAGCCCAAGUCUGCGGGUUCGAUCCCCGGCCCAGACACCGGAUUUUCGGGAUGCAGACAUGGCCAACGGUAUCUCACCCACUAUGGUGGUCCUGAAAGAUUGGAUACCACUUUUGGGGAAUGCACUAGGUCUGCUCAUCGGGAAGACUGAUUGUGCAGCUCAUUGGAAAUAAAAAAAUUUUACACUUCCAAAAAAAUCACAACAGUUUAUUAUAUUUCUUUUAUUUAGAAUUGGUUUCUACUGUUAUAAAUACAAAUGUUAGACCUAUAUGAUGAUUUUUUUUACUAUUAUUUGUUUAUUAAUUUUAAAAAUGUAAAUAGCUGCUUAAACAUUGCCUCAGUGCUCUGAUCUGAAUUUGGAAACUUAACAUAGAAGUUAAGCUUGAAAAAUAAAUAUAAAUGUUUAUUAUCAAAUGUUUAAAAAUAUCGUAAAAAUUCAGUGAAUUAGUAUAAUAAAAUUUUCUGACAAUGAUUAUGUUGAAAUAAAUAAAAUAACACAAUAAAUUUCAUAACACAGAACAAAGGGUAAGUUCUUACCAAAUGCCAACUUUUCAUAUCAGAUAAUUUGACUGUUAGAACAACAUAUGGUAUCAAGUCCUAAUGAUCUCAUAGAAAGUUUAGUUACUCAUUCAUUUAAAACAUUAAUUUACUAAGAGAAGAAUGGGAAGAGCUUGUAUACAGUCUGCAGCCAAGCAAGAUUUUAUACAAUUGAAAGCAGAGUUAGAUGUGAAUAACACAUUAAAACAAAAGGGUAAGAUAAAUGUUUAUUAUCUAUUUAAAAACUAAAAGAGUCUAGCAUAAAAUAGAUUAGAAAAUUUAUUCAAACUUUUUUAAACAUACCUAAAUAAAAAAAUAAGAGUAAUAAAACUUGUUUAAGUGAUUUUAUGUUGACACCCAGACUUUUAAGUACUUUUCCCACUCUUUAACCUCCCCUACUGAUUUAUGCUGAAUUUUCCUUUUUUUUUUUCAUUCACUCUUUGUUUCUUGUGCUGACUUUUUCACUUAUUAAUUCUUUCACUGUUUAUUUUUUUCUCAUUUUUUUUAUCUCAUGAGGCGAAGCUCUCAAAGUAGAUAGCUGUAUUUUUUUUGUGUAGAACUUUAAUAAACAUAAACAUGAA